CAUCACCCCCAGGCUGCCACUUGGAAAUGACCUCGUCUCCCCUCAAACUGAGGCCAAGUAAAAAGUUACAGAUGCAGACCAAAGCCGGCCUCCCCACCACCUCCCGGGCCGGUUAUAAACACAAGCAGUGCAGACACCGGCAAGAGGGGGCGGGGAGAAGCAAGUUUGGGGGCGUGUGGAAAGAACUAAGGGGCGGGCAUCCGGAAGUCGGAAGAGCCACGUGGUUUGCUGAAGCUGGAUGUAAACAAGAGGUUCCUGGGAACUGGGGGGACCGGCUUUUGACCAUGAAGUUCUUACAACUCUUUGGAACGGUCAAGCCUAUUGUAAUAGGCAUGGUGCACGUAAAGGCUUUGCCUGGUACUCCAGGCAGCAGAUUGCCAGUGGCACAAAUCAUAGAAGAAGCCUGUCAUGAAGCUGAGAUUUAUAAAAAUGCUGGAAUAGAUGGUAUAAUGGUGGAGAACAUGCAUGAUAUCCCUUACACCUUUAAUACUGGACCAGAAAUCACUGCAACAAUGGCCACAAUUUGUACUGCUGUGAAACAAGCUUGCCCCCACCUUCCACUUGGAGUUCAGAUCCUGUCCUGUGCCAACAACCAGGCUUUGGCGGUUGCUCUGGCAGCAGGCUUAGAUUUUAUCCGAGCAGAAGGCUAUGUGUUCUCUCAUGUUGCUGAUGAAGGUUUUGUAAAUGCUUGCGCUGGAGAUCUACUGAGGUACCGUAAAGCCAUUGGAGCUGAACAUAUUCAGAUUUUUGCAGAUAUUAAAAAGAAACAUAGUUCCCAUGCUGUGACAGCAGACAUGUCUGUGUCAGAGACUGCAAAGGCAGCAGAGUUUUUCCUAGCUGAUGGUUUGAUAUUAACUGGAACUUCAACUGGGCAAGAGGCAGAUCAGAGGGAUCUGAAAGAAUGUGGACAGUCGGUAAGAAUUCCAGUGCUUAUCGGAUCUGGAGUGACUCUAGGAAACAUGGAGAAAUACAUUGAUGCAAAUGGCUUUAUAAUUGGUUCUUAUUUUAAAAAAGAUGGUCACUGGAGCAAUAGUGUCGUCUAUGACAAAGUAUCUUCAUUUAUGGAUAAGGUGAAGAAGCUAAGAAAGUAAAUCUGUAUAGUGUUUCAAGCUUACUAUGAAUUUGAGCAAUUAGUUAAACACUCAGAAGUUACUUGUGUGCCUUGCAAGUGAAUCAGCAAUCAAAACUACCUGAUUACAGAAUAUAAAAUAGUUUUCUAUGCAAAACUUAUUUUUCAGAACCAUUUCUGGUUAAUUAUUUAUAUGAAUAAUAAAGUCAAACACUUUCUUAAUUUUGA
Molecule: messenger RNA, 1297 nt
Organism: Xenopus tropicalis (tropical clawed frog)
Lineage: Eukaryota; Metazoa; Chordata; Amphibia; Anura; Pipidae
Source: RefSeq, a predicted model, not a curated record